Naumovozyma castellii is the source of this 1170-nucleotide messenger RNA. RefSeq lists its product as uncharacterized. NCBI's taxonomy places the organism in Eukaryota, Fungi, Ascomycota, Saccharomycetes, Saccharomycetales, Saccharomycetaceae. The transcript has a single exon. The coding region runs from base 1 to 1170 and encodes 389 amino acids. The record is from RefSeq and is a predicted model, not a curated record.
AUGAGUAGCUCGUAUUCACUCGUAAACUCCAGAUCAUUUGGUUCUAAUAACUGGGCCUUGAAGUUACAACCGUUACAACACGGUAAUAAUGGUCUUCUAACAAGCUUAAGCAAUGGUGAAGUCCAUUACCUAGACCCAUCCACCUUAACUACCAUACAAAAAUAUAAUAUCUCAGAGACAUCAAUAAAUGAUUUGCAAUUGAUAAAUCACAAUCCAACAUCCAGUCCUUUAUUCACGACGGCCACCUCAAACUCAGUAAAGAUCUUUGAUAUACAUUCCACAAAGGAGGUUGCCACCAUACAUAGCCAGGGAAACGUUCCAUUUCCAUCGUUAGAUUCUCGUCACGGUCUUCUUGCAUGUGGGACGGAAUUGAAAGGGGUAGAUGCCGCAAUCUACAUAUAUGACAUUAGAAAAUGGGACCAACCAGUGAGAUCAUUAGUAGAUUCACAUCAUGACGAUGUGACGUGUUUGAAAUGGCACCCCAAUGAUCCAAAUAUCUUACUGAGUGGAUCCACCGAUGGAUAUACAAAUGUCUAUGAUUUAUCAGAGGCUGAGGAAGAGGACUCGUUGCAUCAAGUUAUAAAUUUCGCAUCCAUUCAUUCCUGUGGAUGGUUAUCACCAAGAAGAAUUUUCACUUUAUCUCAUAUGGAAACUUUUGCCAUCCAUGAAUUGAAUGAUAAAUCUGAUACAUUGAAGGAGCCACAGCCCAUCGAUAUGGGUGAUGUGAGGGAGAAAUGGGGGUGUGAUUAUGUGGUAGACGUGUAUCCAGGUUUCAUUGCCACGGGCAAGUCUCAAGAACGUCAAGGUGAACUAAAACUAAUACCUUUACAAGAUGAAACUAUUGAUUUGACAAAUUCCAUUGUUAUUCCAGGUGCUCAUGAUGAUGAAGUAAUUAGAGAUGUGUAUAUUCCAAGCCACGAUUCAGUAAUGAUGUAUACAUGUGGUGAAGAUGGGAAUGUGAAGCUAUGGAAGAAUAAUAAUGGACCAUUGAACGUUCCUGAACAGUUGUGGGAUUACUCAAAGAGAGUUAACAUGCUGGAAGACACAUUAUUAGCGCCUAGUGAAGUUGUCACUGCAGGGGAGGUAAAACAAAGUCAAGAGCCCGACACCAAAGAGAAAAAACAUAAAAAGAAGAAGAGGGACCAUAAACAACGUUAUAAACCAUAUUAG